UUCUGUUUUCGUUUUCGUUCGUAGACACGACACCCAACUGUCACUGCACUGUCAUAAUAUUUCGAGGUUAAUUUUAGGAUAACAUUUUAUUUGUGCCCAUAAAUAGAUUCUUUUUAACUUUUAUUGUGCGUGCUAGAAAGUUUAAAUUCAUAUUUAAAAUGUCCUUCGGAAGUGACUGGAAUAAAAUGUAUCAAGAAAACAAACAUCCAAAACCAAACUUCUCAUCUGCUUUUGGGUUAUUAUCUCAUCUCGAUGUUGAUGAAUUAAGAGCUUAUUUGAAUGACGAAGACAAGUUUGAAAGUAUGGUAAAGGAUGUUAAAGAGUUUAAGGAAAUAGAAACUGAAAAAGAAAUGGUAUUGGCAAGCAAUCGCUCCUUGGCUGAGUUUAACCUGUCAAAAGAGCCGCAUCUGAAAAAGACAAAGCAAGAAAUUCAACAGCUUAGUGAGGAGGGAGAGCAGCUGUUCAACAGAAUAGAAGCUAAAUCUAAAGAGCUUUCUCAAAAAGGAUCAAACCAAAGCCUAGAAACAACUUUGGCACUUUUACAAACUGCCGCUUCUGAAAUGGAAGAGGAGUCUGAGGCAUUAGCCUCAAAGCUUCUGGACGGCACCCUAUUUGUUGAAGGAUUUCUAGAACAGUUUUCUACUCAUCGCAAGUUGAUGCAUUUGAGAAGAGUGAAAGCAGAUAAGAUGACAGAAAUGGUCGGCAAGAGAUCAUCUGUAUCGUCGGCACUUCACAGUUCAGGAUCCAACUUCUACUCCCCACCACCAGCAUUGGCAGCUUACCCCAUGGUGCCAAUCAUGCCUAUGCCCUCUAUGUAUACUACACCUAACCAUUUCGGUUGAAAAAUAAGUAAUAUGUAUAGCGAAAAAAUUAAACUAACUUUUAUUUUUACGGAUUUUUUUCGAGCUAUUUUAAUUUUUCAUGUUCAGAAUGGUUAAUUAUUGUAUUUUAGAUAUUGUGAAUAAUAUAUUUGAUACAUAAUAAUAUUUUAACUAAUUUAUAAAACUAUAGAUACAUUUUAUUAUAUUACAAUUUAUUUAUUCAGUUCAAUUACAUUUUCAAGUAAAGAUCAGAAUAAUUAUUGUCCUUUUCUAUGGUUCCAAAAAUAACUAGACUAGAUAUAACCACUAAUCAAAAUCUGGUUAUAAGCACCUCGAUGGUGGGUAUAAAUAAGGAAAACAUAUUGGAGUGUGUGCUUUAAUGGUUGUUCUAAUAUUUAAUUGUAUAUAAACUAUCUAUUAUUGUCUAUUAUUAUCUAUCGAUUAUAAUGUUGUCAAAAAAUUAGCUUAUUUAAAAUAAAAACUCGUUCAAACACGCUAUUAAUUGUUAUUUAUAAUAUAAAGCAAAAAAAUAUCUGUCUUAACUAUAGAUGAUGUUAAUCUCAAUGCCACAGUAAAGCUACAUUAUAGGUUUAUAGUACCUCUUCAUUGUCUGUCUAUGAAAGAAACUGUUAAAAUCAAAUACUGUAUUUAUUUAUUUGUAAUAUGUACGUACUAUGAAUGGUGUCAGAUAUUAUUUCUAAGAAAUACCCCCGCCGCAGCAAACAUUCAGUUUAAGCAAAUUUCAAUUUGUCUAUUGGAUUCAUACUAAAAUAUCUCCAUAAAAAGACAUAUUUUAUCUCUUAUCCAUAUAUAAAGCCCAAAGUACCCAUGAACUUUUUAGAAAACUACUAGUCACACCCCCAUAAACCAUAUACUUAAAAUGUUUGGCAUGAUAAGUAACUAUCCAUUAUUUCAUAAAUUACCCUUUAAGGUCGUAAUUGCUUUCCAAAGGGAACUUUCGAUAUACCUAAUGUUAAAAAUACCUCAGCUGUACUUAUUUGUAUGUUAUUCUUUCAAUUUAUUACCUUAUUAAAAUCAGGUGUGAUUAUUAGCUUCUAUUGUAUUCUGCUUUGUUUAUUUCAGCUUAACCUAUUUAAUUCUUUUUGUCUAUGACUUUACCAAUCAAUAGUUUUAUUAAUACAGUACUUAUGAAGUCAAACGGGGUGAAGCCCGUGGGUAACAGCUAGUUUAAAUAACACCAGAUUUUACGGGUACCAGUUUGCUGGUAUGGGGAAGGUAAAAAGAGUUUUUUUACCAAAUUUUAAUAGUAUAAGGUGUAAUAAACAAAUUUUCCAUAUUUGAUUACCUAAACAAGCAAACUAUAACAGUUUACUUACUCUCCAUAAAAAUAAAACAGGAAUUUUAAAUUUACAGUUUUUUAAUUUUCUCCAUUACUAAUAACCGUACAAAAACACUUUAAUAUACUAAAUUAUUUGUUUUUUAAGCUCUUCAUCAUUUUUUAGAAGUAGGGAAAUGUUUUGUUUUGAGGGUCGAAAAUGGGAAAAACCCAUGGUCCAAUUAUGCGGCUUUGCGAACUCAUUCAAGUUUGAAGUCAAGUCAUGAAAAUCGGCUAAAAAUUACUUGAGUUAUCGUAUUCACGGACACACACACACAAACACACAUAUAUAUAUAAACAUAUAUAUACCUCUGGGGACAUAAAAAUGGAAAAGUAAAUCGGUCCCAAACCUAGAUCUUACUGUGCCACCUACCGUAAUAGCUACUUUUCUAUGGGGUAAAUUGGCUGAUAAAAAUAAGUAGAUAAAUUAGCCUUCUAACAAUAUUACAUCUAAAUAAAGCUAACAACGUAAUUUACUUUAUUAAUUUCAAAAUUCAAUAAUUGAGUAACAGAUUUUCUUAAUAAUAAUGUUUUUACAUUUUUCUUGAAUUUGUUAAUCUAUCGAUAAGAGACUAAUAAUUUUUAACAUGAAAAAUAAUGACACAAACAUUGAUUAAAUGAAGUUCAGUAUUUGACAUGAAGUAGGCAAACUGAUUAAGAAAAUGUAUUGCUUCACAAACACACUCCAUUAUUGAUUACAUUUAAUUUCAUAGUACUAUUCUCAAAUCAUUGAGAAAUUUGAAAUGUGUUGGAUCAUUAUUUGUAAAUUUCAUGUAGGAAGAUCAUUAGUGUGCUGUAAAUGAUCUUGUACAGGUGUUAUGAACUGUAGAGUAGGGUAUUUGUAAAUUUUCAUAAUGAGGUCUAUACAAUUGAAUCUAUUAUGUUACAAAAUCAUAAGUUUAAAUACAAUUUUUAAAAGAUUCCUUACUUAGAGUACAAUCGUGGUCUUCUGGUGACAACAAAGUCAAAGACGAUGAAACACUAACACUCACCGACAUUUUGGCCUCGAUACAGAGUGCCAUCUUCAAGGCGACUUGACUCCACAAAGAUGAAAAUCAAGUGUUGUUGAGACUUCAUUUUUCAUCUGUGGGGAGUCAAGUCGCCCUGGGCACUCUGUGUCGAGGCCGAAACGUCGGUGAGCGUUAGUGUUUCACGGUUUUUGACAUGGUUUUUGACAUAUUACUGUUAAAAAGUUUACAAUUAUUAAGCUCUGAUUCAGCUUGAGAGAUAAAAUCAAUGUUCUAACAAAGAUCAUAAAAAAGAUUAAAUAAAAAAAAAUUAUCUUUGAUUCUUAGUUUCUCUUUAGUAUGAUUUGAAUGUCAUAGAUUUUUUAUUGAACUUGUAUUGUAGUUCAUUACGUUAAGAUGACAUGUAAUUUGCCAUGUUUUGUAUUGUUUCAUUAA
Molecule: messenger RNA, 3560 nt
Organism: Macrosteles quadrilineatus (aster leafhopper)
Lineage: Eukaryota; Metazoa; Arthropoda; Insecta; Hemiptera; Cicadellidae
Product: vacuolar protein sorting-associated protein 37C-like
Exons: 4
Coding region: 159-842 (227 amino acids)
Biological process (GO): protein targeting to vacuole; ubiquitin-dependent protein catabolic process via the multivesicular body sorting pathway; protein targeting to membrane
Cellular component (GO): ESCRT I complex
Source: RefSeq, a predicted model, not a curated record